Molecule: messenger RNA, 1116 nt
Organism: Carassius auratus (goldfish)
Lineage: Eukaryota; Metazoa; Chordata; Actinopteri; Cypriniformes; Cyprinidae
Product: Fc receptor-like protein 5
Exons: 7
Coding region: 85-1116 (343 amino acids)
Biological process (GO): cell surface receptor signaling pathway; immune response
Cellular component (GO): external side of plasma membrane
Molecular function (GO): transmembrane signaling receptor activity
Source: RefSeq, a predicted model, not a curated record
CACACACUCAGGUCUGUUACUGAGUCUGACGCAGGUAAAUACAGCUGUGAAAGAUUGGAGACAGCAGGAUCACGCUGGUCACAAAUGAGUGAUAAAGUUACACUGACAGUAUCAGAUCCCAGAGCAGUUUUAAGUGUUUCUCCACAGAACUGGUUGACUGAAGGAGAUCCAGUGACUCUGAUCUGUGAGGUUCACAGCUUCUCUACAGGCUGGACGUUCAGCUGGUUCACUUUAACUGUCUCACCAGAUCAGUAUGAUCAGCUGUCAGACAGCAGCAGAGGAGCAACAGGAAACUACACGGUCAGUUCUGUUGCUCUAAAUCACUCAGGAGUUUAUGUGUGCAGAGCAGAGAGAGAGAAAUCAGUCUAUAAAACACAGUUCAGCAACACACAGCUGCUGUGGGUCACUGGUGUUUCUCCUCCAGUCUCUCUGAUCGUCAGUCCCAGCAGAACUCAACACUUCACAUCUGUCUCUCUCUCUCUGAGCUGUGAGGACCAGAGUAACUCUACUGGAUGGAGAGUGAGAAGAUACACAGACGAUGGACGGCUGGAAGAUUGUUCAUUACGUGGAGGAUCUACAUGUACAUUCAGCUUCACCGUCCCAUCAGACACUGGAGUGUACUGGUGUGAGUCUGAAUCUGGAGAGAAACAUCAUCCUGUUAAUAUCACUGUACACUCUGGUGUGAUUCUGGAGAGUCCUGUUCAUCCUGUGACUGAAGGAAAUCAUCUGAUUCUGCGCUGUUUAUAUCAACACACAACCCCAGCAAACCUCAGAGCUGAUUUCUAUAAAGAUGGAUCACUCAUCCAGAAUCAAACUACAGAGAUGAACAUCACCACUGUCUCAAAGUCACAUGAGGGUUUCUACUACUGCAAACACCCGACGAGAGGAGAGUCACCCAAGAGCUGGAUCUCAGUCAGAGGAGGCUCAAAUGAACACAGCUUGUUUCAUUCAGAAUCUCAGAUCUCGGUCCUCAACAUACUCAGUUCUGUGCUGGCAGCUUGUCCAUAUCUGCUAGUGACAGUCAUGCUGGUUUUCAAAUGCUGCAGAAUGAGAGAACCUGAGGAGGACUAUCAGAUGUAUUCAUCUCUAUUCUUCGAUGUGUCAGGUAGAACCUGA